GUACAACCCAGACGAUGGUGGUGACCAUGACACCAACGUUAACCUUCAAACCUCUUCGUCUCCCCCUAACCCCCACAUCGGAGGGAAAAUCCCAAUUUUGAAAUCGCAGAAAAAUCCAAAAAACUCAAAAAAAAUUGAAACGCUCUCUGCAAAACCUCGAUCACUCCUCCUCGGAUCCAAAUGGAGGAACCCGGUUCGGAUCCCGGAUCCUACCCAAUCCCGCCCGCUUCAGUCCACCUCUCACCCUUCUCCUCCCUCGCUCCUCCUCCCUCCGCUCGUCUCCACUUCACUCGUCGUCGUACCCAGCCGCUGCAAUCAUCUCGUUACACCUCUCUCAAGAGCCUUCUCGACGAUCCCACCAGCUCGGCGCGAUCAAUCGGCCGAGACGAAGCCCUAGCGUGGGAGCUAUUUACGCCUCACCAGAGGGUCAUGAUCGUGGCGGUUAUCGGCGCCGCCGCCGCGGAAUCGAAGAAGAACGGCGUGAUUCGGCAGCUCCGGAAGUCAAUUGAUCUUAAAGACCAGGUUCUGACAGGGAUGCAACAGAAGCUGGAUGAUCUCUGUCAACAGCUAAGUCUUGUCAAGGUCUUAGGUGAUGGUGAUGAUCUGGAAUCGAAGUUUAAAGAGAAGUUUGGAUCUGAGAAUGUUAAGUUUGUAGAGUGUGGUUGCUUGCUUUGUGAUCAGCAUCAUCACUCCUCAUCUGGUAUACAGGAUAAAGCUUCAACGAAUCUGGUGGUUGAAGCUGAGCAAGAAGAGAGGCGUUUGUCUUACUUGUCAGAUUGGUGUUCUAGUGUCACUUCUGCUGCAGAACUCCAUUUUGAUAAUCUUUCACUAGACCAAGACAUGCUUUCUCUCAGAAAGGAGUGUCAAGAGAAAGAUGCAACAAUAAAGGACUUGACUUCGUUUCUUCAGUUAACCAACAAAGCUUGUUCGAAAAGAGAAACAGAGCUUGAAGAGAUUGUUCGCAGGAAGAAAACAAUCAUCAAGAAGCUCAAGAGGGACGUACUGGUGUUAGAAGAAAAGGUUACUCAGCUCACUAGGCUCCAGAGGUCUUCCUACUCAGCUGCAGCCUCAAAUACCUUUGAAUUCCCAAUGAGAGUGGACAAUCUUCUUUACGAUAUGGAUGUUUCUACAGCUUCUUCGUCAUCUGAUUCAGAUACUCCUGCAAACACACCUCGGCGAACUGUGUUGGAGGUUGCUCCAGUUGAUUCCAUCAAGGGGGAACCCUCAGCUUUGGAACAAACUUAUAAAUCAGCACCAGCUAAAUCCAUGGCUUCACUUGUGAAAUCUGUGAAGCCGUCUUCAGUAGUUAGUCCAUUGACUACUACUCGGAAGCCUGUUGCUGCUGCUUCUUCUUCUUCUUCAAGGAUGCGAGGGGCUUCUUCUGCUGGUGAUACAAAGAAACCUAGAAGGCCAGUUCAGGUUGCCCCAAGAGCUUCUUCCUCUGGUUCACAUAAGAGAUGGGUUUAGUAUCAUUUGCAUUUCUGAGAGAAAAAAAUGUUAUAUAUGUAGCUAAAAGUAUGAUAUAUUCCAUAAUUACAUAUUUUCAGGAUGA
This is a messenger RNA of Brassica napus (rape), 1552 nucleotides long. RefSeq lists its product as uncharacterized. Bases 181 to 1467 code for a protein of 428 amino acids. The transcript has 6 exons. The record is from RefSeq and is a predicted model, not a curated record. NCBI's taxonomy places the organism in Eukaryota, Viridiplantae, Streptophyta, Magnoliopsida, Brassicales, Brassicaceae.